Messenger RNA from Rhinocladiella mackenziei CBS 650.93, 1053 nucleotides. RefSeq lists its product as uncharacterized. Bases 1 to 1053 code for a protein of 350 amino acids. The transcript has a single exon. NCBI's taxonomy places the organism in Eukaryota, Fungi, Ascomycota, Eurotiomycetes, Chaetothyriales, Herpotrichiellaceae. The record is from RefSeq and is a predicted model, not a curated record.
AUGAGACGACGGAUUGCACAGCCUUUACGUGCUCAUUUCAACGCAUCGCAAGUCUUGAGCAUGUUGAACAAGUCAGAUUGUCUUAUUCCAUCCGAAAAAUUGGCCAUCCCAGCGAAUGGCUGCGGUUGGAAAAGAAGGCUCGAUACUCAAAAAGCGAAUAGCGAGGGAUGGAGCUUCAGCGCUCGUGCCUGGGUCCUUCCCAUAGCCAACGCAGACGCUUCAUCAUUCUGCCAAUUCGACCGGUGUAAUGAUACCGGUCAAGUCCACUGGCCACCACGUACGAACACACGGCUCAAAGAUAUUCUCUGUCCGGACCUUAUCGACCAAGUCCCCAUGACUAUCCAGUCGGAUGGCUUACAAACGGAAGGCUGGCUUUGGAAAGCAGUCAGAGGACGGCGGCUGAUUCCACAAUGGCACUGGCCAAAAACUCAAAUCGUCCCGUUCGAGUCCUUUGACGAGGUCCUCGACCCUGUUUCAGGGGACGCUCUCCCUUUUUACAAAAGCCUCGGCUUCGAUGAUCCAGAGGCACUAUCUGCUGACACAAAUCAUUGGCUUCAUAAUCAUUACGCUUUUGGUGACGAGAGAGUCUGGACAAACCCUGUGCAUCUUAAUCUUCUAGGUAAUGAGGCUCAGCUGCGAGGUCUUUCAUGGACUCGAGACGUAGUCAUACAAGACGGUGGUCUCACGAUAGGUCAGCUCGUCUCCAAUGAUGACACUGAAAGCCUGAAGAAGCCAGCUUUUGCCCUUAUGAAUUCAAGGCUGCAAGACCAUAUCGCCACCCAAUACCGCCCGGUCUGGGAGUACGACCAGCAAGAAUGGAAGGCCAGGGCUCUUUAUCAUCCGCUAGAUGUUUGGUUACAGGACAAGCCUUCACAUUUGGACAUCCCUUUUAGCUGGACAGCAACAGUCGAUAAUCAGGCCAAAAAUAAACACGGAAUCAGGGUUGACAAGGCAUGCAAUAUGUUUUUCGAUAUAGGGGAGUUUGCGAAUGACAAGAGGGAACUGACUCUCCUUUGGCCGGAAGAGUGUGGGAAUGGGAACUGGACUAAUUGA